GCACAGCAGUAUGUUCUGGAUCAUGGACUCAUGAUGCAGUGGGAUUCAAUAAGCUGGUAGGUGCUGCCCGACGAAAGGUUUUCGGUCUACUGCGAACGUGCACGGAAAUAUACCGCAACAUCUUUAUUUAUUUCAAGUUAUUACACUUAACCAUAAAGGUGUCAGCCCCACUGAGAACCUGCAGCACCUGGAUGAGAAGGGUGACUCGGACAGCCGCUCGGAGUCCGUUCAGACCUGAGCCAUUCAUAGAUCCUCAGCCUUGGCCAGGAACAAAGCAGCAGCGAGCAAGCUUUCCCCCACAAUCCUCCCAGCCGGCAGAGCCUGACGGGGUGUACCCGCGCCGACCUGAGCCGAGCGCUCUCUUUCUCCGUCGUGCGGGGCUUGGCUGCGUGGUGGAAGCAGGGUUAAUUAAUGAGCUGUGAGUAUGAGGCCUCACUGCUGACAGCCAGUGGAGACGGGAUUAAUAAUCCGGUCAUCUGGCUUGAUGUGUGUGCCUCCAGGCUGCCCCUUGACCACAGCCCACUGCGGAAUCCACCACGGCGGCCGCCGAGAGACCAGCAGAGAUGCCCACCGAGACGCUGCAGGCAGAUAGCAAGCCCGGCGGCCAUGGUGGGGCCUUUGCCUCAGCCGUCCCGCUCCGCAUCCUCAACAAGGGGCCCGACUACUUCCGGCGCCAGACCGAGCCUAACCCCAAGCGGCUGAGUGCGGUGGAACGGCUAGAGGCUGAUAAGGCCAAAUACGUGAAGAGCCAGGAGGUCAUCAACGCUAAGCAGGAACCCAUCAAGCCACAGGUCAUGGCCAAGCCCCCAGUCUGUCCGGUUCCUGCGAAGAGAAGUGGCAGUGUGGGAUCUGGCCUGAAGGCCUCCAAUAACAACGCCAAGUCAGACACCUGCGCUACCACCACCAAACGGGAGAAUCUCAACCUGGAGAUCUUAAAGAACAUCUUAAAUAGCUCCUCCUCAUCCGAGGGGCCUGCCAAGGGGACGUCGCACAAAGUCGGGGCGCGGAGCUGGGCACCGCAUCGCUCGUCAGAGUUUUCAGAACCCGGAUGUCGUUCCUUUGGCGAAUCACUUAAGGUGCCGUCAUCUGCACAAGGCCGGCACAGUCCUCAGGGAGGCAACUUGAACCUGAGUCGCAGACUGUUGGAAGAGAGGUCGUUUGAGGCCGAUGGCGAGCGGUCGCCACUGCACGCCUCUCACAGCUCCUCGGACAUUCGCCGCAUGUGUAAUGGCAAACCACUCAGAGCGGCUCGCAGCAGCAGCUCUUCUGCCCCGCCGCUGCCUCCCAAGCCCAGCGCCAAAGCAUUGGCCGCUUGUGACAAUGCCCCCUGCUCCUCUGAAAGAGAGACAUUGGCCGCUACUGCCACAGAACUUGAGCUGGAGUUGGGGAGUUCGGUGGCACGCAGACCCUCUCUGCACCGGUCCAAGUCUGACCUGAGCGACCGCUAUGCUCGGGCCGGUGCUGACGUAGAACGCUUCUUUAACUAUUGUGGGCUGGAUCCCGAGGAGCUGGAGAGUGUCGGUGUGGAGAGCUUCGCCCGUGCCAACUCCGACAUCGUUUCGCUCAACUUCCGUAGUGCCAGCAUGAUCAGCUCGGACUGCGAGCAGUCACGGCACAGUAACGAUGACCUGUCCGACGAGGAAGACGAUGCUGGUGAGCGCGUUCCUUAUGGAAUUUCUGCUGUGGAGCGAAAUGCCCGAGUCAUCAAGUGGCUAUAUAGCAUCAAGCAGGCACGGGAGUCUCAAAAAGUCUCUCAUGUUUAGGAGGAAGCAAGCUGUCCUCUUCCCAAUCGGACUUGGGUACCUGCUUAUUUUUGCUAUCUUUAAAUGGCAAAGCCUGUUAGUUAAUGGCUCUUUUUAGUCGCUUUUCGCAUUCAGUGUUCGUUGUCUGAAUCUGCAUGAUUUGUUAGACACUCAACCUCUUGCGGCCUCCACGUAAUGCAGCUUAUGUAGGAGCCUCUUUAAGGGUGGCUGCUUUAACACCAUUGAUCUGCGGGAAACAACUUCCUUUUCUUUCUUCUGUAUUUUCUGCCUAUGUCUGUCAAACUGAUGUUAUGAUGCCAGCGCCUUUACAGGUGUUUUUAUUUCACUUGGGCACACUGAGCCAGGAAGCCAUAUCGGUAUGAAUGCAGAGCUGCGGUGUGUUUGAAAUUCUUUUGAUUCUCUCUUUCUCUCUCUUGCUUACUCUUUCUUUUUUUGACUUGCUCUUAUGAUGGAUACAAGCUGUAUGUAUAAAAAAACCUCUCUCCCCUGAAUAGGCUCAGCAGAAGCAUGUUUUAGUCUAUUCUCAAGAUCUCCACCAUCCCACUUUUUCUGAAUCAGCCUUGCACUGGUCAUGUUGUUCCAGCAGCAUCACGACACUGUUCAGCUUUAUGUGGUUUGUUUUCAGUCUGUCUGUCCUUCAUAACGUAUGCUGGUUGAUUAUUUUUGUGGUACUAAUGUUCAGAAAGGUGUAAAUGCUGUAAGAAUAUGUAUAUAAUUUUCAGAGUCAUUGGAAAGGCGUUGUGCGAUGAUGAUGCAAGCCCGCUGUGCUUUUGGUCUGUUACAUUGUGAGGCUGUGUGAGAAUUUGUCAAUGAUCAAAUAUGUACGACACUGUUGUUGCAAUGAAUAAUAUGUUCGGUAUAUUGAAGUCGGAGAUGUUAAAAUUUCUGUCAAGAAAUUUGUUCACAUUUAGUUAUUUUUCAUUACAAUAAAUGGCUGAUUUUGCCAACUUUUGUCAUCAACUCAAAA
Misgurnus anguillicaudatus (oriental weatherfish) is the source of this 2730-nucleotide messenger RNA. It is a transcript of the gene fam110b, whose product is annotated as family with sequence similarity 110 member B. NCBI's taxonomy places the organism in Eukaryota, Metazoa, Chordata, Actinopteri, Cypriniformes, Cobitidae. The record is from RefSeq and is a predicted model, not a curated record.